Molecule: messenger RNA, 699 nt
Organism: Phycomyces blakesleeanus NRRL 1555(-)
Lineage: Eukaryota; Fungi; Mucoromycota; Mucoromycetes; Mucorales; Phycomycetaceae
Exons: 2
Coding region: 1-699 (232 amino acids)
Source: RefSeq, a predicted model, not a curated record
AUGUGUCGCCCUCUCUAUGUCGCCAGUCUUGCCUGGCUUGCAUUAACAGCCACAUCUACAGCCUUUCCUUUAACUCACACUUCAACAAUCGAUACCCUAACGCUCACCAACUCCUUGAGCGAUUAUUAUGAAAAUAUUGUUAACCAAGUAAUGGAAACGAUGACAAGAGACAUUGUCGUGUCUGCACCACACACCUUUAUGGAUAUCCAUUCACAUACUCUAGGAGACCAUAGCUGCCGGACAUCUCUACGGGCAUUUAUUCGUUCACUUCACACCCAACUCGAUGGACUACAGACGCAUUUACUAGACUCAGUCCGUCCUCUAGUGGAAUCCAACCUCCCCAGUCAUGCAAGACCUAGUCUCGAUACAGCUAAACUCAACGAUGCAAUCAUUAUCCUCAACCGCCAUAUAAGCUUCCAACUAGAUAUUAUUCUCAAUCCACCAAACACUGCUCGUCGAGUAAUUCAACAGUCGAUAACAAAGAUUGAUGAUCAAAUGUGGGAUGAUACGCUUGUCCAGAGACCGAUACAAAUGACCAGCUCCUUAUUGGAAGAUUCCACUCUCCGAGAAGCAUCUGAAUUGACUACUUGGUUAGCAGGCUCCCUUUCUGAGAUGGGCGGUAUUCUCAGAGUAGAGUUUGAUGGACGAGUACAGGACGCAAUGCAGUCAAUGAUGGAAGACUUCUUGGAAGACGAAUAA